This is a messenger RNA of Trematosphaeria pertusa, 1134 nucleotides long. Its product is annotated as DnaJ-domain-containing protein. The record is from RefSeq and is a predicted model, not a curated record. The transcript has 2 exons. The coding region runs from base 91 to 1134 and encodes 347 amino acids. NCBI's taxonomy places the organism in Eukaryota, Fungi, Ascomycota, Dothideomycetes, Pleosporales, Trematosphaeriaceae.
CCCAGCUCUUCACUCUACACGCAAUUCUUCAAUACCACUACAUCCCAAGCUCAACUCCCAUCUCAAGCUCAUUCUGCAACAACAUUCAUAAUGCCAAAAGCCACCACCACCCCGAAGAAAACCCACUACGAAAUCCUAAAUCUGCCUCGAAUAGCGACCCUCGAGCAGAUCAAGCGCGCCUACCGAAAAGUCCAGCUCCAGAGCCACCCAGACAAAACAGGCGACCUUCCACAAAGCAAGCGCAAAGAACUCGAAGCCAUCUCUAAAGCAGCAAACGCAGCGUAUGAAGUCCUCUCCGACGCGGGAGCGCGCCGCAAAUACGAUAAAAGCUUGGGCUUCACGACAUCAUCUCAUCCAUACGGACACAAACCGAGCAGCAAAUCUACUUCCCCCUCAACACCGCCACCACCACCACCAGCUCCGCCAUCAAGCCCACCACCACGCCCCGCCCCAGCACCCCCCAAACACACCGCCUACCCCAACUGCCUCACCGAAGCCACCUACCGCUACAUGUACACCUCCACCGGCACCGUCAUCGACAUCGCCAUCAGCGACUGGCGCCUGCAUCUCAACCUCUCCUCCAAGUUCCGCUUCCUCAACGACGUCACCGAGCGUUUCUCCCCCGCCUCAGAUACAGACACCGUAAGCUUCGAGAUCGGUCUGCAGCGCGACCUAGAAUCCCCCGAAGCUCACUCUCCCACCAUCAACGAGCUCACUGUGAAGAUUCACUCCAUCCCCAGCGCCCGCCACCGCAUCUCCGCGCUGCAAACCCUCUUCAGAGAAUGCGCCGCCUCCUCCUCCCUCACCACCACCACGUUAACCGUCCGCAUCACCGCCGAGCCAUGCCAGGCCGGCGAGGCCAUCUUCCCCUGGGAGUUCGGCUUCGACUUCGACAUGAGCACGCUGGUGGUUGCGCGGAAUCGCGGCACGUGUCUGAUGUUCAGCCGCGAGGAGCCGCCGGCGUACAUGGAGACGUAUCUGGGGCCCGAUAGCCCGAAUUAUGAGCUGAUGAAGGAUAAGCGGUUGAAGGCGGAUGGGUUUGCAGAGUUGUUUGCGGAGCGGCUGUUGAGGAUGAGGUAUGGGGAGGUGGAGAUGUGGAGGUGUGCGGCGGUGGGGUAUAGACGUGAGCGGUAG